CUCGACCUCGCGCGUUCGCCGUUCCUGCAGUCGAUCGCCCCGCGUCGUAUCGUAUGCGUUUUCGAAAGCUCGGCACACACUAUUAUCAAAAUAAACAUUAUAAUAUCCUACACAUGUAAACGUUACGAACUAUUAUUGUUUUCUAUCCGUUCGGACGUUUCAUUUUUGUUUUUUAUAAUUUUUUUUUUUGUAAUUUUUUUCCUCAAGUCAAUUAAACUCGAUUUGAAUAUAAACGCCCUAAAAGGGUUGAAGCUGCACACAGUUAGUGAUCGUGGUCGGUGUUGUUAUUAUUAUUGUUUUUUUUUUUUAAUACAAUUUAAAUUUUCCUAAUUUGCACAAACGACGAAAAAGGACGCUCAAGAUAAUGAACAAGUGGUGGCUGGCCGUGCUGCUGCUGGUCGCCUGCGUUUCGGCUUUAGCGGACGCCAAAAAAAAAUGGAAAACCGACGAAGACUUUGAGUUCGAAGAGGUCGUCAAACAAAAUAUUAACUUUGAUAACACAUUGACCGAUAUGGGGAAACAAUUUUUGCGACUAGUCUUCGGAAAUAUCAUGGAGAACUCAAAGCCGAAUGACGUUGGAAAAUUUGGAGAAAAGAAAAGAUGGAUUCAUGAUCCAAACAGUGACCUUUGCACGCCUUUGCGUUGCAAGAAAAAAGAACUAUGUUUGCUAGAGGAUACUUACACGGCGGUGUGCGUUAGUAAAAAAGAAAUCCACAAGAAUGGCGAUGUAGUUAUCAGCCGAGAGAAAUACAUGGCCGAGAAAGCAGCCAGGAAAAAGGCUUUGGAAGAAGCUUUAGCCGAAGACGAAGAAGAGGACGACGACGAUGAUAAUUACGAAGACGAAGACGUCGACGAUGACAUUUUCUACGAUAGUGGAAUCAGCAGUUUAUCAUCCAUUAACAACAGGUGCAACCCGUGUCCUGUAAUGAAACCGACAUUCCUGUGCGGCUCCGAUAAUCGUACAUACAGCUCAUUGUGUCGCUUGGACUAUCACAAUUGCCUUCACACCACCAACAUCAAAGUGAACUGCAAAGGAUUCUGCCCGUGUAAAGAUCAAGAAGACGUCGAGCGAAAGAAGCAAAAACAAGCGGAGAGAAUGACAAGCUUUAUGAACAAGUACAAAGCGACUUUGGAAAGUGAAAAAAUGAAAACCAGUACUGCGUCUCCGGUGUCGAAAUACGCAGAAAAGUACAUUUUCGCUCCCGAAGACUUCAAAUACGAAAACAAACAUUAUAAAUACAUAAAGUACAUCAAAAACGACAACCAAAUAGCCAACAAGAAGAAUUCUGAGUUACGGGCCAAGAAAGACAAACGCCACGAGACAAUGGACAACGAAGUGAUCUCGACUAAUGAAAUAUCUCAUCCGUCUUGGAACAAAGAUUGUCCGCCAUCUGCUUUACAAUCGAUGGGCGACCGUUUGUUGGAUUGGUUUUCCGUGAUUAUGGCCGACGCCAAGCGUAGGCGUACAAAGAAUAAGGGAAAAGCCGUUAAGUUCAUUAACGGAUGCAAGUGGGAAGUUCGCUGGAUGUACCAGCACCUGGAUUUGGACUCGGACGGUAAGCUUUCAUUGCAAGAGCUCUACGAUUUGGAACACGACAAGAACGAAAUGUGCAUUAAACCGUUCCUAGACACAUGCGACACCGAUGGAGACAUUUUUGUGAGCCCGUAUGAAUGGUGUCGCUGUUUCGAUAAAACUGAUCGGCCAUGCACAGCUAUCAAACGAAGGAUUUCUCCAAAUGCUUUAGGUGUAUACGUGCCCGUGUGCGAUGCUGAAGGUUAUUACGAGCACACUCAGUGUCACUCCUCUGUGGGCAUGUGCUGGUGUGUGGACAAACACGGCGUAGAAGUACCUAACUCUCGUGUCCGAGGAAAACCCAAUUGCUCAGCCUUGUGGUACGGAAAAGAAGACAACCAAAAAGACAAAUCUAUAGACAACGGUGUAUUAGACAGUGAUACGGAUGUGGACGAUGAGGAAGGCGAUUCGGAGGUCGAAGGCAGUGCAGAUCAGUCGUUAGAGUUUUGAAGACUGUCAUCCCAAUGAACAACUACUGAAUAGUUAUAUUAUUUUUCCAAAGAGUGAAAAGCGAACGGAAUUUUCAAAAUUCGUCCAAAAUUCACAACUAUUGGAACCCUUAUUAAUUAUAGUGCAAUUUUUAGAUACAAAGCUUUUUUGUUUAAAUAACAUUUAUUAGAAUGAUAGUUUAGAUUGUAUGUUGUGUAUGUGUUCUAAAAUUAACAAAAAAAACAAAAACAUCUUUUUCUCAAUAGGUUUAACUAUAUUUGUACUAAAAGGAUUUUGCAUAUAUAUAUAUAUAUACAUAUAUCAACAUUAUUAUUAUUAUUAUUACUACUACUACUACUACUACUACUACUUAUUACUAUUAUUACCCUAAAACUAAACUGAACUUGCGGUUGUGUGUAUGUAUUCCAAUUUGUUUUAUUAAAGUAAUCGAAAAGAAAUUAGUUGGAUGACAAAUUAUUGAACUCUACUCCCUUUCGUGCCAUUUUGUGUUUUCCGCCAAACUUCAUCCUCCUAUAAUUGUGUUAUGUACUUACUUUAAGUAGGUUAUAUUAUUAUAUUUAUUUUAUAUUCGUUUUUAUACAUUAUAUUUUAUGUUUAAAUUGUACAACUAAACUACUGUAGUGUAUCGCACUUCUAUAUGUUUAAUGUUUACGUAUGUUCUGUAAGCAACAUAAUAAUAGUAUAAACAUUAGGGAUUUAAUUGUUUUUUGUAGAUAAUAUAUUAUUUAUUAACGCACGAACGGCCAACCAAAGCACUGGAUUGACUUGUAAUUACAUAAUGGUUUCCAAAUGUCAAACAUGUUGGCCGUUGGUACGAUCUAAACAAAUAUUAUAAGUAUAAGCUUGCACUCGUCCAGCCAUGCGUUUAAGUUUUUCAUAAAUUAUUAACGUAGUUCAUUAUUUAUUUAUUUUUUUUUAUAUUAUUCAUUAUUUAUUUUCCAUUAGUAAUUAUUAUAAGAUCUAUAAUCUAUAAGACAUUCAAUUAUUUUGCCGUCCACGAUUAUUUUGUUACCAAUACUCAAUCGGAUCCAGUACAUUCAUUUCAAUCCCUCAAACUCACGUUCGCAAUUAAAAUAAUAUUAGUAGAUAAGUUGUCCAUUAGAAACUUUUCACUAUUUAUACCAAAACUAUUUAUACCUUAUCAGUAUAUUGUAAUAUUAAAUAUCAUUUUUUUUUUUUUGUUAUACAGAAGUAGAUUAAUUUCUGGCAUAUUUAAAUGACUUGUUGUUGUAUAGAUGUUUAGAGUUGUGUUUAUUGACUUAUUCUUAUUUUUCCCCGCACCAGCGGGUUAUAAUUUUAUUAUUAUUAUGUAUUAUGUUUAUUAGGUAAUAUUUUAUUUAUUAAUGUAACUUGAUAAUAUUAUUAUUAUUAAU
Molecule: messenger RNA, 3396 nt
Organism: Adelges cooleyi (spruce gall adelgid)
Lineage: Eukaryota; Metazoa; Arthropoda; Insecta; Hemiptera; Adelgidae
Gene: Cow
Product: proteoglycan Cow
Exons: 12
Coding region: 365-2023 (552 amino acids)
Biological process (GO): establishment of protein localization to extracellular region
Molecular function (GO): calcium ion binding; protein binding
Source: RefSeq, a predicted model, not a curated record